AUGUCAAAACUCUCUCUUGUUAGAUUGUCAUUGUUAGGGUUUCUAGUGAUCACCGUCGUGACUCCAUCGGUGAAGUCUGCCGUUCUCGGGGGGAAGACAAAUGUUGCCAACACUCGAACCAACUUGGAAAUUCAAGAACUUGGAAGGUAUUGCGUGAAACAAUUCAAUUUACAACAACAGAGCAAGCAAGGUAACGAAGCAUCCAUUGCUUUAAGUCCGUUGAAAUUUAGCCGAGUUGUGUCGGCUCAGAAACAGGUCGUGGCUGGUACCAGAUACGAUCUAAAGAUUGAAGUGACUCAACCCGAUGGAACGAGCAGGAUGUUUGACUCAGUUAUAGUUAUUCAACCAUGGCUUUUUUCUAAGAAGUUGAUCGAAUUCACUCCUGUUAAAUAA
Messenger RNA from Eruca vesicaria subsp. sativa (arugula), 393 nucleotides. The record is from the annotation of a GenBank genome assembly. Lineage: Eukaryota; Viridiplantae; Streptophyta; Magnoliopsida; Brassicales; Brassicaceae.